UAUCUACAAAGUCACAUGUCUCACGCGCAGUUCUUGGACCAGUGGAUCCUUUCGUUGCUUGCGACGCCGGCGAAAACUGAAAUCUCAAAUCCGAUGAGCUCGCUUCCGAUUCUGGCCGAAGCCGUACGUAGGAUCACAAGCUGAGACCACCUGUUCAUCUUGCUCCAGGCUUCCGGGCUCCGGCCAGUGUCAGUUCGCAGGCUAGUUACGUCCGAAUUCUGAGGUCACUUCGUCGAUUUGGUGGUGGUCAUGGCGCCUGGUCUGUUCGCCGCCGCCGCCGCCGCCGCCGCCGCCGCCGUGCUGGCCGCGGUGGCGUCUCUCGCGGCCCACGUCGCGCUCAAUUGCCACAUACAGCCGAACCCGUCGCCCCCGCCGCCGCCCACUCCUCGCUACCCUCCCAACAACCUCCUCCAGAGGCUGGAGAAGCUGGGAGAAGGGGCGCUGCGCGCGCCGGAGGACGUGUACGUGGACGCGGCGGCGGGCUGGGCGGCGUACACGGCGACGAGGGACGGGUGGCUGCAGAGGAUGCACCCCAACAACGGGUCGUGGGAGCGGUGGCGGUUCGUCGGCGGCACGGGGCUGCUCGGGAUCGCGCCGUCCGCUGACAGCACCGGCACCAUGCUCGUCUGCGACGCCGACAGGGGACUGUUAAGAGUUGGAGAGGAAGGAGUGACCCUUCUUGCUUCGGAGGUCGACGGCUCCACGAUCAGGUUCGCGGACGCGGCGGUCGAGGCCUCCGACGGCAUGGUAUACUUCAGCGACGCCAGCGCCAGGUUCGGUUUCGACAGGUGGAUGCUCGACUUCAUCGAGUCCCGCCCCACCGGCCGCCUCCUCAGGUACGACCCGCGCACCGGCGAGACGUCCGUCGUGCUCGACAGCCUUGGCUUCGCCAACGGCGUUGCCCUACCAAGGGACGAGGCCUUCGUGGUGGUCUGCGAGUCGACGAGGUUCAGAUGCAUGAAAGUGUGGCUAAAGGGGGAGAAGGCUGGCAUGGCAGAGACGUUCAUCGACAACCUUCCGGGGGCUCCAGAUAACAUUCGUCUCGGUUCAGAUGGUUCAUUCUGGAUUGCCCUUAUCCAGCUGAGGUCGCCAAGGCUCGACUUGAUCAACCGCUGGAGCUUGACGAAGAGGAUCGUCGCUUCAUUCCCUGCGCUCAUCGAGUGGAGCAAGGCAACGGCAAAGGGCGCAAUGGUAGCUCAGGUGUCAGAGGAUGGUAAGAUCAUCCGGUUGCUUGACGACUCUGAAGGGAAGGUGAUCAACUUCAUCACAUCGGUGACGGAGUUCAAUGGAGAUCUCUUUCUAGGCAGCCUUUCGACAAACUUCAUAGGGAAAUUAUCUCUGGCACAGGUGACACAGGUGACAGAUUCAGUUUCUUAGUAGACCUUUAGGGUUUCCAUCAUCGGUUUCUAUCAGGAUAAACUUAGGGAACAUCCACCACUGUAUCAGCAUUGUCAGACGCGGCUAUGAUGUGCGGUAAUCAGCUACCAGUUACGUUUCAAGAGCUGUAAAAGAUUCAAUAAGAAAGGUUGUAGAGUGAAUAUAUUCUGUUCAGCCUUCAGCUCUGCUUGGGCAUGGUAAUGGCUUUCAGGUGCUCCUCGAUUUCAGCUCCUGUCGGCAGUCUGAAAAUUGGAUAAUCUUUCCUGA
Messenger RNA from Phragmites australis (common reed), 1644 nucleotides. Its product is annotated as protein STRICTOSIDINE SYNTHASE-LIKE 4-like. The transcript has 5 exons. Gene Ontology annotation, biological process: biosynthetic process. Gene Ontology annotation, molecular function: strictosidine synthase activity. The record is from RefSeq and is a predicted model, not a curated record. The coding region runs from base 250 to 1377 and encodes 375 amino acids. NCBI's taxonomy places the organism in Eukaryota, Viridiplantae, Streptophyta, Magnoliopsida, Poales, Poaceae.